This is a messenger RNA of Aegilops tauschii subsp. strangulata, 765 nucleotides long. Its product is annotated as CASP-like protein 5B2. Lineage: Eukaryota; Viridiplantae; Streptophyta; Magnoliopsida; Poales; Poaceae. Gene Ontology annotation, cellular component: membrane. The record is from RefSeq and is a predicted model, not a curated record.
CCCUUUCCCCCCCCCCCCCCCCCCCCCCCCCCCCCCCCCCGGCCCGGGACCUGAUUCGGCGGUAGCAGCUAGCAGGCGGCGGCAGUACCACUGCUCCACUCGCACGCGCGCGCAUGGCCGACCUGGGCGGGAGGUGAUAACUGGGCGGCGCGGAGAUGAGGGAGCUGGUGGGGAGGCCCGGGACGUGGGGCGGGCUCUGGCUGCGGCUCGGCCAAGCCGCGCUCGCCGCCGCCUCCAUCGCCGUCAUGGCCUCCGCCAACGGCUUCGCCGGCUACACCGCCUUCUGCUAUCUGAUUGCAUCGAUGGGAUUACAAGCGCUCUGGAGCUUGGGGCUUGCAUGUCUUGAUGGAUACGCCCUUAAAGUCAAAAGAGAUCUCAACAAUGCUGUUUUAGUGAGCUUAUUUGUAGUCGGAGACUGGGUUACUGCGAUUCUCUCGUUUGCUGCAUCGUGCUCAGCUGCUGGUGUAACAGUUCUUUUUGAGAGGGACAUUUCUUUCUGCAGAAGAUAUUACGAACUGCCUUGUGGGAGAUUUCAACUCGCGACGGCAUUCGCUUUUCUGUCCUGGGCGCUAAGUGCUACAUCAGCGGUCAUCAUGUUUUGGCUCCUGGCAUCCUUCUGAUUUUGUGUAUAGUCCUCCUGUGUGUAAGUUCUGUUUAUAGUGAGGUUUCCGCUCAUCAUAGGAUUUAUAUAGGAUGAUUUUUCAGAUAUGUAAGCAACAGAAACCACACUGCCAAAACAGAUGGAAAUGUUGGGACACCUAUAAA